Molecule: messenger RNA, 1083 nt
Organism: Capronia coronata CBS 617.96
Lineage: Eukaryota; Fungi; Ascomycota; Eurotiomycetes; Chaetothyriales; Herpotrichiellaceae
Exons: 3
Coding region: 1-1083 (360 amino acids)
Source: RefSeq, a predicted model, not a curated record
AUGAAGACCUCUCAGAUGUUGACCGCAGCCGUUGCUGCUUUGGGAUUUGCUUCCUCGACAGUCGCCCAACGUGGAGGAAGAGGAAAAGCCGCUGCGGCUACAACAGCAGCAACCACUGCUGCGGCCGCUACUGCUGCUGCUACUGCUGCUGCUAGCACAGACAGUGCCGCAACCGGGGCCACCGGCAACAACAAUGGCGGAGGCAACGAUCUUGUCCUUCUCGCCGACAAUGUCCAAGAUGCCAGCAACUCGCCCGGAGGUUCAGGCGAUGCUGGUCAAGCACCUUCGGACACUGACCCAGCGAACUUCAUCAACUUUUGUACCGGCAAGACCCUGACGAACGGUGCUCAAGUAACGCAAGGAUCCUGCAACGGCAUUGUAAUGGGUGACAUUCCCUCCAACAAUAACAUGAUUUCAUCGAUCAUCCUCUUCCCCGGUCCCGGAGACGACAUUGCGGCGGAUCAAUCGUUCAACGUCCAAGUACAAAUCAGCAACUUAGUGGCAGGGUCCUUCACCGAUCCCAUUACCACAUACUAUGCCGCCCCUCAACAAUUGGAAGGAGGAGAUGUUGUCGGCCAUUGUCACGUUACCAUCCAGGAUCUAGGUGGAGACGUUGCCACCAAGACUCCUCCUGACCCGAAGGUGUUUGCAUUCUUCAAGGGUAUCAACGACGCCGGCAAUGGUCAAGGUCUCCUCCAGGCCACUGUCACCGAUGGUCUUCCUGCAGGAAGCUACCGAGUCUGCACCAUGAACAGCGCUUCCAACCAUCAACCGGUCCUCAUGCCCGUCGCUCAACGAGGUGCGCAAGAUGAUUGCACCAAGUUCACCGUCGGCCAAGGUACGGGAAAUGCUGGCAACGGCGCUGCCAACAAUGCUGCCGGAGGCGCCGCUGCCGCUUCAACCGCCGCUGCAGAAUCCGGAGCUGCUGCAGCCAGCACGACCUCUGCUGCCGCCGCUGCAGGUACUGGCACCGCCCCAGGCACCGCCGGGAACGUCACGGGAGCCGGACGAGGCCGCGGCGGGGGUCGAGGCCGGUUCGGACGAGGAAGAGGAAGAUUUACUGCCCGAGACUACAUUGCAUGA